Molecule: messenger RNA, 4191 nt
Organism: Camelus dromedarius (Arabian camel)
Lineage: Eukaryota; Metazoa; Chordata; Mammalia; Artiodactyla; Camelidae
Product: mitogen-activated protein kinase kinase kinase kinase 1-like
Biological process (GO): intracellular signal transduction; protein phosphorylation
Cellular component (GO): cytoplasm
Molecular function (GO): MAP kinase kinase kinase kinase activity; ATP binding
Source: RefSeq, a predicted model, not a curated record
AUGCAACGACACCACUGGGGAGGAAAGAAGACAUCUCGUUCCUGUGAGGAAGUGAAAGAGGUCACAGGCCCCCUGUCAGAGCUCCAGAUCAGCUAUGUCUGGGAAGUGCUCCAGGGACUGGCCUAUCUACAUUCACAGGAGAAGAUACACCGGGACAUCAAGGGAGCCAACAUCCCCAUCAACGACCCUGGGGAGGUCAGACUGGCUGACUUAGGUAUAUCGGCCCAGAUUAGGGCCACACUGGCUCGACACCUCUCUAUCAUUGGGACACCCUACUGGAUAGCUCCGGAAGUGGCGGCCUUGGCCCUGAAGGGGGGAUACAACGAGCUGUGUGACAUCUGGUCACUGGGCAUCACAGCCAUUGAAUUAGCCGAGCUGCAGCCACACCUCUUUGACGUUCACAAACUCAGAGUUCUCUUCCUCAUGACCAAGAGUGGCUAUCAGCCUCCUCGGCUAAAGGAAAAAGGCAAAUGGUCGGCUGCCUUCCACACCUUCGUCAAAGCCAACCUCACCAAGAGCGCCAAGAAACGACCUGGCACCACCAAGAUGCUCAGUCAUCAACUGGUGUCCCAGCCCGGGCUAAACAGAGGCCUGAUCCUAGAGCUUCUUGACAAACUGAGGAACCCAGGGAAGGGGGCAGCUGUUGGCGAGAUUGAAGAUGAGGAGCCUGAGCUACCCCCUGCCAUCCCUUGGCGGUUCCGAUUUACCCAUCGAUCCAGCUCUGUGGGGAUCCCAGAUGCGGACUGCUGUCGGCGGCACAUGGAGUUCAGGAAGCUCAGAGGCAUGUAGUCCACACCCACAGCUGACAUGGCUCGCUUACAACCCCCUGGAGGCUUCAAGAGCAGCAUUCCUAGGAGGAACCUGUCAGAGUCCGAAGAUGAAUACGACAACGUGGACAUCCCCUCCCUCGCAGAAGACAUACCUCCUCCUCUACUCCCCAAGGUAAGGUUCUGGAUCCGUUCUCCAUCUGACGAGGGUCCUGGGGGGACUGCGGAUGAGGGGCAGCUGAGCCCAGGGGUAGUGGUCCGCUGUGCCAGUGUGCCUCCCCCUGGCACCACCCAACUUGUGCCUCCCCCAGCCACCCGAAGCCCCCACGUAACCGCUCACUCAGAAACUUCACUGUGGAACCCAGCCAUCGGGAACAUGACCAGCCCCCCGCUGUUGCCCCCCAAGGAGGAAAAGAUGAAGAGAAAGGGAUGUGCCCUUCUCCUAAAGUUGUUCAAUGGCUGCCCUCUCUGGAUCCACAGCACGGCGGCCUUGACACACCCCUCCACCAAAGACCAGCAUUUACCUGGAGCUCAGGAAGGCAUUUUCAUUCUGAACCGAAAUGAUCAGGAGGCCACGCUGGAGAUGCUGUCUCCUCCAUGCUCUGCAGCUCUUUCUAGCCGGACUACCCAGGUGUACUCCAUCAACAAUGUCCUCAUGUCUCUCUCAGGUCUGGCUGAAAGACCCCCCCACCUGUAUUCUCAUAGCAUCCUGGGCCUGCUGGAACGGAAAGAGGUCAGAGCAGGAAGCCCCAUUGCUCACAUCAGUCCCCAACGGCUCCUAGCAAGGAAGGACAUGGUCUCCACUAAGAUCCAGGAUACCAAAGGCUGCCAGGCGUGCUGUGUGGAGGAGGGCGCUAGCUCCGGGGGCCCGUUCCUGUGUGGGGCAUUGGAGACAUCCGUGGUCCUGCUUCAGUGGCAGCAGCCCAUGAACAAGUUCCUGCUUCUCCGGCAGGUGCUCUUCCCGCUACCCACGCCUCUGCAGGUGUUCUCACUGCUGACCGGGCCAGGCUCCGUGCUGCCCGCCGUGUGCAUCGGCGUGAGCCCCGGGCAGCCGGCGAAGUCGGUGUUCUUCCACACCGUGCGCUUCGGCGCGCUCUCCUGCGCGCUCUCCUGCUGGCGGGGCGAGAUGAGUGCAGUCACAGGCCCCCUGUCAGAGCUCCAGAUCAGCUAUGUCUGCAGGGAAGUGCUCCAGGGACUGACCUAUCUACACUCACAGAAGGAGAUACACCGGGACAUCAAGGGAGCCAACAUCCCCAUCAACGACCCUGGGGAGGUCAGACUGGCUGACUUUGGUAUAUCGGCCCAGAUCGGGGCCACACUGGCUCGACACCUCUCUUUCAUUGGGACACCCUACUGGAUGGCUCCGGAAGUGGCGGCCGUGGCCCUGAAGGGGGGAUACAACGAGCUGUGUGACAUCUGGUCACUGGGCAUCACAGCCAUUGAAUUAGCCGAGGUACAGCCACCCCUCUUUGACGUUCACCCUCUCAGAGUUCUCUUCCUCAUGACCAAUAGUGGCUAUCAGCCUCCUCGGCUAAAGGAAAAAGGCAAAUGGUCGGCUGCCUUCCACAUCUUCGUCAAAGUCACCCUCACCAAGAGCGCCAAGAAACGACCUGGCGCCACCAAGAUGCUCAGUCAUCAACUGGUGUCCCAGCCCGGGCUAAACAGAGGCCUGAUCCUAGAGCUUCUUGACAAACUGAGGAACCCAGGGAAGGGGGCAGCUGUUGGCGAGAUUGAAGAUGAGGAGCCUGAGCUACCCCCCGCCAUCCCUCGGUGGAUCCGAUCCACCCAUCGAUCCAGCUCUGUGGGGAUCCCAGAUGCGGACUGCUGUCGGCGGCACAUGGAGUUCAGGAAGCUCAGAGGCAUGUAGUCCAGACCCACAGCUGACACGGCUCACUUACAACCUCCUGGAGGCUUCAAGAACAGCAUUCCUAGGAGGAACCUGUCAGAGUCCGAAGAUGAAUACGACAACGUGGACAUCCCCUCCCUCGCAGAAGACAUACCUCCUCCUCUACUCCCCAAGAUCCGUUCUCCAUCUGACGAGGGUCCUGGGGGGACUGCGGAUGAGGGGCAGCUGAGCCCAGGGGUAGUGGUCCGCUGUGCCAGUGUGCCUCCCCCUGGCACCACCCAACUUGUGCCUCCCCCAGCCACCCGAAGCCCCCACGUAACCGCUCACUCAGAAACUUCACUGUGGAACCCAGCCAUCGGGAACAUGACCAGCCCCCCGCUGUUGCCCCCCAAGGAGGAAAAGAUGAAGAGAAAGGUGAGGCCAGCUGGAUGUGCCCUUCUCCUAAAGUUGUUCAAUGGCUGCCCUCUCUGGAUCCACAGCACGGCGGCCUUGACACACCCCUCCACCAAAGACCAGCAUUUACUCCUGGGAGCUCAGGAAGGCAUUUUCAUUCUGAACCGAAAUGAUCAGGAGGCCACGCUGGAGAUGCUGUCUCCUCCAUGCUCUGCAGCUCUUUCUAGCCGGACUACCCAGGUGUACUCCAUCAACAAUGUCCUCAUGUCUCUCUCAGGUCUGGCUGAAAGACCCCCCCACCUGUAUUCUCAUAGCAUCCUGGGCCUGCUGGAACGGAAAGAGGUCAGAGCAGGAAGCCCCAUUGCUCACAUCAGUCCCCAACGGCUCCUAGCAAGGAAGGACAUGGUCUCCACUAAGAUCCAGGAUACCAAAGGCUGCCAGGCGUGCUGUGUGGAGGAGGGCGCUAGCUCCGGGGGCCCGUUCCUGUGUGGGGCAUUGGAGACAUCCGUGGUCCUGCUUCAGUGGCAGCAGCCCAUGAACAAGUUCCUGCUUCUCCGGCAGGUGCUCUUCCCGCUACCCACGCCUCUACCGGUGUUCUCACUGCUGACCGGGCCAGGCUCCGAGCUGCCCGCCGUGUGCAUCGGCGUGAGCCCCGGGCAGCCGGCGAAGUCGGUGUUCUUCCACGCCGUGCGCUUCGGCGCGCUCUCCUGCUGGCGGGGCUAGAUGAGCGCAGAGCACAAGGGACCUGUACAAGUGACUCAAGUCGAGGAAGACAAGGUGAUGGUGUUGAUGGACGGGUCUCUGAAGCUGGUGACCCCAGAGGGGGCCCCAGUCUGGGGGCUUCGAACUCCAGAGAUCAACAUGACUGAAGCAGUGGAGGCCGUAGGCUUGGUUGGUGGUCGGCUCCAAGCCUUCUGGAAGCAUGGAGUGCAGGUGUGGGCUCUAGGCUCAGACCAGCUGCUGCAGGAGCUGAGAGGCCCCACCCUCACCUUCCGUCUGCUUGGCUCCCCUAGGCCUGUGGUAGUGGAGACACGCCCAGCAGAUGAUCCUACUGCCCCCAGCAACCUCUAUAUCCAGGAAUGAGUCCCUGGGGUUGGGGGUGGGUGUUUGGAAUCAGUCUCUGCACCCCUUCCCCUCCCCAGUGGACACAAUAUAGUGGUCAUGACAUGCCUGUGUCUCCCAAUA